AUGAAGGCAUUUCGUUCUUUUUUUUUGGUAUUCCUUGUUGUUAUGGGUUUGCAAAAGCAACGGCCGAGGAAGAUAAAGGAAAGAAUGUCAGGAAUGUCAACUGAAAAGUUCUUUCAAGAUAAAAAAGCGAAAAGAGUUGUUGGUGUCAUGAUAAAUGACUUCAAACAUUUACACUACUCGUGGCUGAUAGCAAAGCUAAUGUGA
This is a messenger RNA of Clunio marinus, 204 nucleotides long. Lineage: Eukaryota; Metazoa; Arthropoda; Insecta; Diptera; Chironomidae. The record is from the annotation of a GenBank genome assembly.